AAUUCUAGUUAAACUAAAACGGUAUGAAGUAUCCUCAACUAGUGUCGCCUCGUGCCGUGAACGCCAUCUCUGAUUGGUUAGUAUCACGUUUGGAGCAAUUAGGCGUCGAAUCACCACAGAUCUAUACAAGACUACUACUAUCUCUCUUACAAUCGUCAGUUCAAGUGAAUGAUCCAAUUGAAUUCAGCAACUUGGAAGCAUUUUUUGCUAAUCGCAAAGGAGGUCACAGCAAACGUUUUCAUUUGCCCUCCGAUACUGAGACAUUGAAGAAACUAAAUGCCGUACAAUGUUUAAGGGAAAUUGUUUCAAAUGAACAGGAGACUGCUGCUAUAGAAAGACUUGUUGAUGAAUUGUGUGAAAAACUAAAGGAUAUUGAAAAACGUAGCCAAGAAUUGAAUGAUGAAGAACGUUUUCUAAUCGAUACCCAAUUGAAAAUUGAUACAUUGUCAUCGUCUGGUCCAGCUAAUACUGGCAUAAAUCAUCAACAACAUCACAACCAAUCACUAUCAUCAUCCUCGGCAUCCUCUUCAACAUCAACGUCAUCAUCUUCGGCAUUUUCUGCACAACCACAAAUUUCUUCGGCUUCUCAGAGAGAUCAACAACAACAACAGCAUCAUUCACGUCGUAACGGGUCAAAUGCUAACAAUGAAAAUGCUAUAAACGAUAGCGAUAACGAUCCCAAAAAGCGUUAUUUUCGCGCUUUUCCUGCCUUGUCAAAGGAAAUGGAAGACUCUUUUCGUAUAUGGCGUCGUAAUGCAAAAUCUUUAACUUGGCCAAUAGUGGGACGUUCCUCGGUUUCGGUUACUGAAAAUCAAAAUCAUACAUCCGAUAAUUCUCACCAAACUUCUACAACAAGUGUAUCGUCUCUUGCUGAUAAUAAAAUUCUUGAAAAGAAGUCGAAAUCAUCAGGCUUUGGAGUUGAACAACAUUUGGAAAUUCAUAAUAAACUAAAGGCAGAAUAUACUGGAGAUAGUGCCAUUGGCCGUUCAGGAUCUAGUUUGUGUGGUGACGUACAACAACAAGGAGCAGCAACAACAGCAUUAGGAGCAGCGGCAAAGAAGAAAUCUAAACGUCGCCGAAAUCAAGCUUUGUGUAAAGGAAAACAAAUUCCAAAUCUACGCAAACCCACUACUACGUUGAGUGGCAACAACUCCAAUCCAAAUACUGGUAAAUCAGCACAUCAUCGUAACACUUCACCAGCUUGGGAUACAGAUUUUAAAGGCUGCUGGGAAAUGGGUCCCGAUUUAAUUAAAGAAUUUUUGGCUCGCCAAAAGGGCUCCACCAAACGCAGUCGCAGCAACUCAGAUAGCAUGGAUGCCGAUGCACGCAAUGAAUACAAAAUGCUUAGUGAAAUACCAAAAAGUGAUGAACUGCUUAGCGGCAUAGAGCGUCCGUUAAUGAAACGCUACGUUGACAUUUCGUUUUGUUGUGACGAUUCAGAUGAUCGUCAAAAUUAUGAAGUCGUGACCGACGAUGGUGUUGAUUAUGUCGAUGAGGAUUAUGAUGAUGAUAAUACCUUGGCCUCAAUUGAAGAAUUGUCAAGUGGCAGUGCGGCCAAUGCCGUCAUUAAUGCCCGACGUUUGUAUCAACGCGAGGGUACCUUGGCAAAGCCGUUCAUAGUUUGCAGUGCCGGUGAUGAGAGUUAUUUGGACGACAGCUCUGAAUCGGUGGAUCAUUUGGACUUUGCCAAUUUCAAAGCAAAAUUCAAUAGCAGUGUUGAGGCUCUCUGGAAGGAUGUUGAGCCCCAAUCUACGGCAUCUUCACAACAACAAGAAACCAUUGAGAGUGCUGACAAGUCUGGCUCAAUCGCCAAUUCAAUUGGAAUUUCAUCGGCCUUCUAUGCCACAACAUCCCUAAAUGCUUUGGCUCCCUUCAAACAGGACUUGUGGAAUUUCUGGUCUAACUACAACAACCAACAGCCUCAGGCGUCCUAUGAACAAAUGACGAAAUUCUCGAACAAUGUCAACUCGACAUCAUCCAUGAUAACAACAACACAACGUUUAGAUGACAGUAGCGCUAGUUCUGGCGCUGGCGCCGAUAUUGCUAAUUCAAGUGAUUACUACUCUAUGCCCAGUAAUUUGGAUGAUUUCGAUAAGUCGGUGGGUGCAAUGCGUCGCAUUAAUGAAGCUGGUGCUUCCCUGGGUGUUGGCGGAGUUAGUGGUAGUGGUGGUUCACAUACACCAUCCAUUAACCUAUUUUUGCAGAAUUCCAUUUGGUCAUCAUCGGGAGAUUGUGUUGAUGCUGUGGGUGCUGUUAAUGGUGAAACUGAUGAGAGUUUCCUGUACAAGGUUUGGCAUUCGAAUAAGAAAUUAAGUCAGAUUGACAUUGCCGCCAAGAAUAAAGCGGAAAAGAUCGUUGCCAAUGCCAUGGCUGAUGGAGAAGGAGAUAUGGAUAGUGGUUCUGUUAUUUAUAAUAAAGGCAAUGAGACCGCGGCAGCCUUACACAUGGAAGGGGGAAAUGGUGCUAAACUUGAUUUUCCUCCCUACAACAGUUUGAAGUGGUCUGAGGGCAUAAAUGGCGGUCCUGCUUAUAAUAGCAUGCGAUCUAAUGUCGUCACCUCUGGAGAUCUAGAAACUUGUGGUGAUGUUGGUAAAUACGCAGCUGCUUAUAACUCAGCAGGUGUGAUUACAUCAACUGGUGCCAAUUGGGAAGCUCCUAUUUAUGGUCAAAAUACUCAACCAGAUCUAAAAUCCUGGUGUGCCUCUAAUCCCAUGUCUUUGACCGAAAUGUAUGGCAGUGAUGUUUGUGACAGCAUUGCCCAAGAUGUUGCUGAGUCCUCCCCUAUGCCACCUGGUCCCGAAGUUACAUUGCCCAAUCAUUGUGAGGCUACCAGUGGUUUUAUUGCCUAUGCUCGCAUUAAGGCUAGCGGCAGUGUCAUUCAACCCCAAACGAAGCCAUUGCAAUCCCAACAACCCAUUGCUCACAUGGCCAGUAGCGACUAUUUUCGUGGUGGCGAAGAAGAAAAUCUCUUGACUUCCGAACGUACUCAUUUUCAUCCCAUCGAAACCUAUGUUGAUGGCUACACAUUCGAUAUAAGCAGUGCUUUGGAUUGUGUUGAAUUUGAGCGCAGUGCCAGCGGCUAUUUAUGCCAUGAGUCCAAUGAAUAUUUGGAAUAUACAAGAAAUGAUAUAUAUGUGGCUGAUGAAGAGGUGUCCAAUACCAAUUUAAUGAAUUUUUCAGCCACUGCUUCGUCGCAAGUGGCCGAUGGACGUAUACACUCGGCCAAAGAAAAAUCUGAAAAUAAGGAAACGUUUGUGCUAAAGUUCAAGUUAAAACGUUCGGGAGAAAUCGCCUGCCAAACAGAAGAAAUUGAUUUCCAAUUGGCAGCAGCCAAAAUGUCUAACCACCAGCAAAUGACUGGCAUUGAUGCGAUGGAAAUGUCCAUGUUCUCUCUGGACAAUUCGUUGACUCUUAGCAGGCAAGCAAAUAAUGAAGCCAUCAUGGCAGCAGUAACUCAAGCUGUAGCCGCAGCUGCUAAAGCUGCCGCUGAACAGCAAGGCUUGCAUACAACUGCACAUCAUAACUCUAGCCUAGCUGCUUGGGUACCAGCAGCCACACGUUCGGAAUGUAGUCAAUCAUGGGUCCAAGAUGCCUCGCUGUGUGAUGAAGUUGAUUUUUGUCGUGCAACUGCUGCUUCGGCUGAGCAACUUAGCCAAUUUUGGUCUAUGCAAGAAGUCGAAAAGCAAUGCCAUAAACGUCGCUUGCCCCCCAGGGCAACUUUUGCCAGAGCCGAUUUGGAUAGAAAUGAGGAUAGUUCGUUGGACAAUUCUUCGCAUACCCUGUGGGGUAUGUGCGCCGUUUGUAAUAGUUGUGAUUAUGGCAAGUCAUUGCCAGCCAAUCGCUUGCUACGCGAUGAAUUAAAAUUGGAAGCUGAUGAGAUAAUGAGCGACUUGCGCUACAUGCAAGAUUUGUAUAUUGGCGAAAGUGAUUCGGUGGCCGAAAAUGCUAAUGAUGUUGAUAAUGGUGGCCUCGAGGCUGGCAGACAUGAAACAUUCGGUAACGAAGGAAAGCAGGAAUAUAAUGUGGUCGCAAAUACUCAGGAUCCCAAUGAGAGUGCUGUACAGGCCAUAAUGCUGCUUAAAGUCAAUCAAUUAAUAGAGGACUUGUUGAGGCCCGAACAAACGGGCAAAUUAGUUAGAUGUAAAUUUGAGGAGGAAACAAUGGCUCAAAAUGUGCCAAUUGCUAACGAUUGGUCAAUGAAUGUGGACGAUGAUGCUGUUGAUAAUUCAAAUUCUUGGCAUUUUGGUGGCGGUAGCCAAACUUCCCAAGCCAUGCAUAAUAUUUGGCAACACGAUGCCGCCGUAGAGAAUGUAGAAAAAGAGAAGGCAAAAUUCGUUGCCAUUCAACCAAUGAAAUUAUUGCGCCAAGUUGGUGGUUCUCUGAAUGAAGAAGAUUUGUAUGUAGACAAAUUGAAUUGGGAGCAUGAACAUUUGGCUAAAAUAUGGCAAAGGAAUGAUGAAGGGGUAAAUACAAAUUCAGCUGAGAUCCCAGAAAGCAAAAUCAAUGCCACUGCAGGAAAUGCCAAUGAGAAGGAAAUAACAAAUGAAGAAAAUCGUCAUGAUGAAGACAAGGAAAUUGUGGAAAAGAAAAAUUUGAAAAAUCUACAAAAUAUGAAUGCCACUACUCCCUCUACUCCUCAGUCAACAGCAUCCUCCACAUUGUCUGCUAAUAACGCAGCCGCCUACAAAAGGGUCCAGCAAUUUUUAAAUAGUUCUGCUGCCAAAUUGAAAAUAGCAGCAAAUCGUAAGCGACGUCAUUCUGCCUCUCAGAAUUUCUACAAGAAUCACAAUCUUCACAGUAAUAAUAAUAAUAACAAUAAUAACAACAAUGAUAAUAUUACUGACUUGAAUCGUUACAAAUUCGAUGACAAAAUGUCCGCAACUAAUGAAAUGCCUUUGGCCACGGCAAACAACAAUGAAGUCACUCCCAAACAAACCAUUAUCACAUGCAAAUAUUGGACCACCAGCACAAAUGGCACUCAGGCUUCUAUGGAUUCGGCUGCGGCAGCCAUGAUGCUAUUGGCUGCCGCUGCAAACAAAACAACUAUAAUAGAUGGCAGUGAUGGUGUUGAUAUAAUGACAGCUGCUGCCACCACCACAAACUCCCAUUACGAUGAGGAGGAUACCCACGAUGAAGGCAUCAUGUUGGACGAUAAUACAUUUGGUAAUACCUUUUCUUGUCUUAUUGAUAAAAAUGCCUCUAUCUUGAAACAUGUAACCAUGAUGACUCGACCCCUUACACGCUAAAAAA
Molecule: messenger RNA, 5250 nt
Organism: Musca vetustissima
Lineage: Eukaryota; Metazoa; Arthropoda; Insecta; Diptera; Muscidae
Exons: 6
Coding region: 24-5246 (1740 amino acids)
Source: RefSeq, a predicted model, not a curated record